Notechis scutatus (mainland tiger snake) is the source of this 602-nucleotide messenger RNA. The record is from RefSeq and is a predicted model, not a curated record. Lineage: Eukaryota; Metazoa; Chordata; Lepidosauria; Squamata; Elapidae.
AAUCAAUCUUUCUUUCAGGAAUAUCAUAGCUUCAAAAGGCAGUUGGGGAGUAUCUCAUACUCGUGUUCCAACAGAAUCUAGACCUGGGCAUGUUGCUCUAAUAGCUGGAUUUUAUGAAGAUGUCAGUGCUGUUGCCAGAGGAUGGAAAGAAAAUCCAGUGGAAUUUGAUUCUAUUUUCAAUGAAAGUAAAUAUACUUGGAGCUGGGGAAGUCCAGAUAUUCUUCCUAUGUUUGCUAAAGGUGCUACUGGUGAUCACGUUUACACCAACUGCUAUAAAGCUGAAAGAGAGGAUUUUGCAGCUGAAGAUGCCACUAUACUGGACACUUGGGUUUUUGACCAGGUUAAGGAUUUCUUCAACUCGGCUAAAAACAAUGAAACAUUGUUUUCUAAACUUCAUGAACAAAAAAUCAUUUUCUUCCUGCACUUAUUAGGAUUAGAUACAAAUGGUCAUGCUCAUCGGCCUCAUUCAAGGGAAUAUAAGAACAAUAUCAGGAAAGUUGAUGAAGGUAUACAAGAAAUUGUUUCAAUGGUUGAGGGCUUCUAUGGAAAUGAUGGCAACACGGCCUUUAUCUUAACUUCUGACCAUGGAAUGACAGACUGGG